AUUAAUUUUCAUACUUUUCAAACUCGUAAUAAGUAACAAUUUAAGAAGUGGAUAUUUCCAGAAAAUAAAAAGAGGUGGUUUAAACCAUAAAGUGAAGGUCAGAGUCAGUUAACUCGAGACUCUCAUCACGUCAACAUCCACAUAUUUUUCUCCUUAAUAAUAUCAUAAAUUACGUGAAAAAUAAAACUAACAUCAUGUCUAGUAAAUUAAUAUUUAUUUGUACUAUUAUUUUAUUUAAAAUUAAUUUCUUCAUGUGUUCUCCAUUAACAGAAUAUAAUUUAACUGAUCAUUUUGUUAAAAAUCAUCAAAGAAAAUCUAAAAUAAUUUUGCUGCCUGAUGACAAUUUGGAAUUGUCAACUGAUGGAUUUUAUAAUAAUAAAUCAAUGGCUGAUGAUGUUGAUGAACCAUCAGAAUUUAAUGAUGAAGAAAUUGAGACAGAUGAAAUGUUUGAUAAAGAAAAAAAUUUAUCAUUUAAAUUAUUUUCAUCAAGGUAUAAUAAAAGAGGUUUUUCAUUUACAAAUUUAUUUGAAUCAGUUUUGGAUGUUGUUGCUGAUGGUUUUAGUUCACUUGUUAAUAAUGUUAUUGGUGAAGCAAAAUAUAGUAAAACAACUGGUAAUAGAGUUAGUUAUAAAGGACAUCAAGUGUUGAGAAUUCAUCCAAUGACACCAAGUCAAGUUGAUGAACUUCGUGAGAUGAGAGAAACAGAGACUGAGGAUAUUAAAUUUUGGACAGAACCAUCUGGAAAUAGAACAACUGAUAUUGUUGUGGCGCCAGAUAUCAUUGAUGAUGUUAAAGAUUUUUUUCGUCAAAAAAAAAUUGAAUACAAGGUGUUAUUACCUGAUUUACAAAAAACAAUAGCAUAUCAAAAUCCAAAAAUGUCAAAAGAACAAAGAGACGAUUUGGUAACAAAUCAAGGACAUUCAAUGACAUGGAGACGUUAUCAAAGAUUUUCUGAAAUAAUGAAAUAUUUAGAAUAUCUGGAAAUGAGAUAUCCAAAUUUAAUUGAAGUUGAAACAAUUGGACAUAGUUAUGAGGGUCAACCACUUCGAGUUGUCAAAGUAUCAACUGGUAAAAAUGAAAAAACUGGUGAAUCAAAGCCAAUUGUUUGGAUCGAUGCAGGUAUGCAUGCAAGAGAAUGGAUAUCGACAGCAGUUGCAACCUACAUUCUCAAUGAAUUGACGGAAAAAAAUUCAACAUACUCAAAACUUUUAGACACAAUUGAUUGGAUGAUUUUGCCAGUUUCAAAUCCAGAUGGUUAUGAAUAUAGUCAUGUUAGUGAUAGGCUAUGGAGAAAAACAAGAAGUAGUUAUUCUGAUGAAAGCGAUUCAAGUAGUAGAUAUACACCAGCUGGAUUAUUACACUUGGUAACACAUUAUACAAAAUGGUUUUGGGGUAAAUGUGAGGGUGUUGAUCCAAAUAGAAAUUUCGAUUAUCAUUGGGGACAAGAUAAAAUACGUAAUGGAGCAAGUACUGAUCCAUGUCAUGAAACAUAUGAAGGACCACAAGCAUUUUCAGAACCAGAAACAAAAGCAAUGGCUGAUUAUAUUAUGUCAAAUCGUAAUAACAUUAAAUUAUAUUUAACACUACAUUCAUACAAUCAAAUGUGGUUGGUACCAUGGGGACAUACACAUACAAAACCAUCAGAUUAUUCGGAUUUAAUACGUGCUGCUAAAAAAGCAGCAAAAUCAAUACACAAAGUUUAUGGUACAUCAUACAAAGUUGGAUCAUCUGCUGAUUUACUUUAUCCAACAACUGGUGCAUCUGAUGAUUGGGCAAAAGGUAAAGCUGGAAUUAAAUAUUCAUACACUGUUGAAUUAAGAGACAGAGGUGCUUAUGGUUUUUUAUUACCAGCAACACAAAUAAUACCAACAUCCAGAGAAAUAUGGGCUGGUAUUAGAACAAUAGCACGUAUUGUUACGACUGAUAUUUAAUUAAAUAAUACAAUAAUAAAAUUAAUUUAUUUAAUAAAUUAUUUACAUUUUAAAUUCAUGUAUAUAUAAAUAUUUAAUAAUUAUUAAUUUUAUAAAUAAUUGUAAAUAAAUAAAGCCUAAAAAUUACAAAAA
Aphidius gifuensis is the source of this 2063-nucleotide messenger RNA. Its product is annotated as carboxypeptidase B-like. Lineage: Eukaryota; Metazoa; Arthropoda; Insecta; Hymenoptera; Braconidae. The coding region runs from base 195 to 1931 and encodes 578 amino acids. Gene Ontology annotation, molecular function: metallocarboxypeptidase activity; zinc ion binding. The transcript has 7 exons. The record is from RefSeq and is a predicted model, not a curated record. Gene Ontology annotation, biological process: proteolysis.